GGGCACCCGCCGUGUAAAUUUUUUUUGUAUCAUAGCGUGCCAAUGACCAAAUCCCCAACUGUUUCUAGGGCUCAUAGAGAUAUACGGGCGAGAGGGGGAUUCCAGAACUCAUUUCAAUUUCUUCUCUAAUGGCUUCGGUGAAGAAUUUCUACAACCAGGUAAAGGGUUUGAAGGUGAAGGAAUUGCCGGCACACGUCAAGCCUAUGCUGUCGAUUGAUUACUUGAAAAAUUCCGUGAAGCGGGGUCUGGAUAAUUACCAUGCGAAGUACAUUCAGACCAGUUCGGUCGACCCGCUUUAUCAUGUCUGCUUUGGCGGGAUGAUUUUCUCUUACCUCGUUGCUCUCCCCGAGGAGCGUCGCCACCUUGAACACCAGCAGCACGCCAAGGAACACGGUGGCCAUUGACUUGGUGUAUUUUUUAGCUUCAGCGGAGUCUAUUUUCUUUGCAACUGCCUCUCAGGGAAGUCAUCAAGUGAGCGAUAUCAUAAAGCAUGAGUUUUUUAAGCUGAUUUUCAUGUACCCUUUGAAUUCUAAAUAUAAAUGUGGGUCUUAAAUGGUGAAUAAAUUUGUGGAAUCUUUUACCAUUAUAGUGUACCUUUUUCCGACUUCGUACUCUCAUCUGGCGUCGCUUUAUGCUUA
This is a messenger RNA of Olea europaea var. sylvestris, 638 nucleotides long. RefSeq lists its product as uncharacterized. Lineage: Eukaryota; Viridiplantae; Streptophyta; Magnoliopsida; Lamiales; Oleaceae. The record is from RefSeq and is a predicted model, not a curated record. The transcript is spliced from 2 exons. Bases 129 to 404 code for a protein of 91 amino acids.